Molecule: messenger RNA, 816 nt
Organism: Helianthus annuus (common sunflower)
Lineage: Eukaryota; Viridiplantae; Streptophyta; Magnoliopsida; Asterales; Asteraceae
Product: glutathione S-transferase T3-like
Exons: 3
Coding region: 37-816 (259 amino acids)
Source: RefSeq, a predicted model, not a curated record
CAACCCAAUUUCGGCUAUUUUCAAAAUUUGUUAUCAAUGGACGCUCCUCCUCAAUCCCCCGCCUUCGACCCAUAUGCUUAUCGUUCUCCACAAGUUCCUUCUACACGAGGAAAUGUCGAACGUCCUCUACCUAUUCACGACGACGAGGACGAUGAGGUAGUGCCCGAAACUCAAAAUUUGGGCGACGACGACGAGGAAGAUGAAUAUAAUGUGGACGAAGACGCGGGCAACGAAGAAGAUGAGGCUCGAGAAAAAAAAGGGAAAACGGUGAGCGAAAAAUGGACAAAAGAACAAGAAGAGGCGUUGGCGAAGGCGUGGGUACAUUGUUCUACCAACAAAAAAAAGGGCAAUCAACAAAGUCGCGAAAGUUUUUGGGGUAAAAUUUUAGAGCAUUUUAACAAAACUAUCGGUGGAAGUAACCGGACCGUUCAUCAAGUACGGUCUAAAUGGAACCCGAUGCAUGCGAAAAUAAACUUUUUCAACGGCCUAUACCAACAAGCGGAUCGCACACGAGGAAGCGGAUGUAAGGAUCUCGACGUGAUGAAAGUCGCGUUAAAAGAAUUUAAAGAAAGAUUUCCAAGCGGUUUUCAACACAUCGAGGCGUGGGAGGUCGUUCGAAGACACGAGAAAUGGGCCCAAGUCCCAUUGAUGGGUGAGGAAGGUGAAGGUUCGGCACAUAAAAGAAAGCCCGUUGACGUGGACCUUUCGAUACCGGAUAUGAACAAAGAGCACAACGGCGAGACAAGCGAGCACAUAGUGUCAAAUGCUGCCACUCAUCUGUUGGGAUUAGAUCUAGCUGAUGUGCUAUCUCAGUAA